AUGUUCGUCCUCUUCGAGAUGAUCCACACGGUCAGGAUCCAGCCGACCAAGUUUGGCAUGCGAUUGGAUGACGCGGUAUUGGCAGAGCUCAACAGCAAAUUGGCCAACAAGGUCGUCCUUGACGUGGGCCUUGUGUUGUCGGUGUUGGAUAUUGCGGACUUGGGGGACUCGUAUGUGAUUCCUGGUGAUGCGGGAUCGCAUACCAAGACCAAAUUCCGCGCCAUUGUGUUUCGACCGUAUGUGGACGAGGUGGUUGUUGGCAGGAUUAAAUCCAGCGACCGAGAAGGCAUCAAUGGUGGGUAA
Messenger RNA from Notodromas monacha, 303 nucleotides. Lineage: Eukaryota; Metazoa; Arthropoda; Ostracoda; Podocopida; Cyprididae. The record is from the annotation of a GenBank genome assembly.